Messenger RNA from Sparassis crispa, 705 nucleotides. RefSeq lists its product as hypothetical. NCBI's taxonomy places the organism in Eukaryota, Fungi, Basidiomycota, Agaricomycetes, Polyporales, Sparassidaceae. Bases 1 to 705 code for a protein of 234 amino acids. The record is from RefSeq and is a predicted model, not a curated record. The transcript is spliced from 2 exons.
AUGCAAGUUCGGGCGUUGGCAUUGGUGUCGUCAUCGGCGAGCGAUGGCGCACAUGGUGCCUCCUACCAGAUUGGAAGCGAGAUCUUCGGGACAUCAGCUGGGCUGAAGCUGUCGGCUUCAAGCUCCUCGUACGCUUUCUCCUCUCACUCCCCUCCUCCCCCCAUCACCUCAAGGUCUAAGGAGACAACAAGGGUGUCGUCGACGGAUGGUGGAAUGGACGCAGCCGCAAUCAUCAGGUCAAUCUUGUCUUCCAGUGUUUACACUCCCUUCUUGGUGUUGCCGGCUCCUCCAUCCACACCAGGUAUGUCCCCAGCCAAAACAACCCAGCAGAUGCACCAUCCCGCGGCAUCUAUCCCAAGUCCCUUGCCCUUCUUCCCGCCAUCGAGAUUCCUCCCGAGCUACGCCCCUUCCUCGUCGACUUCAAUGCCCCCCCAACCUCGGCUGAGCGUCACCUCCUCCAGCAAGGUCAUUGCGUCGCUCCUCUCACCAAGACAUAUGUCGACAGGCCAACCGCAGAGCGUGCCUCACUCAACUUCGAACGCGACCGCCAGAGCGACGAGCUCCUCUGGCACGAUUCAUACUGGGGCGAAUAAUUGGUGUCUCAAUUGCAAGUCUUACUCCUUUAUCUUCCCCGCUGCGUCCUCAUUGCCUGGCGCGAGAGCGUCUCUGCUCAUGGUGACCCCCAUCCUCGUGGCGGCCGCUUGA